Molecule: messenger RNA, 1707 nt
Organism: Penicillium salamii
Lineage: Eukaryota; Fungi; Ascomycota; Eurotiomycetes; Eurotiales; Aspergillaceae
Source: the annotation of a GenBank genome assembly
AUGUUCUGGUUUUGUGGAUCCCGCCAAAAAGCCCAACGGAGGCAACAGAUCGAAGGUGUGUCGCCCCCCAACGCGUCAAGAAACAGAGGUUUUAACCACCCAACAGACAAAGCGGACAGUAUAGAGCAACAGGCAUCAUGGAAUGCGCCAGAUAACUCACUCAUCUUUCAAACAUUUGAAUGGCAUGUUCCGGCCGACCGGUCGCAUUGGCGCCGGCUGCGCGACGCGUUACCGGGCUACAAAGCCUUAGGCAUUGAUCAGAUCUGGAUCCCGCCUGGGUGUAAAGGAAUGGAUGUUAAUGGCAAUGGCUAUGAUAUCUAUGACUUAUAUGAUCUGGGGGAGUUUGAUCAGAAGGGGGCUGUCCCGACCAAAUGGGGUACUAAGCAGGAACUCGAAGAUCUGAUGCUUCAGGCAGAGAUUUUGGAGAUUCGAGUGAUUUGGGAUGCGGUCUUGAAUCAUAAAGCUGGUGCUGAUUAUCAUGAGCCUUUUUUGGCUGUCAAGGUUGAUCCUAAGAGGAGAGAUAUCGAGGUAGAGGAGCCUGUUGAAGUCAAUGGCUGGACAGGCUUUGAAUUCUCCGGACGUGGGGACCAGUACAGCUCGAUGAAGUAUCACUGGCAACACUUCAGCGGGAUCGACUGGGACGAUAAGAGCAAGCAAAACGCAAUCUACAAGAUCGUCGCACCCAACAAAGACUGGGCACAAGAUGUCUCCACAGAGAACGGGAACUAUGAUUAUCUGAUGUUCGCCGAUCUCGACCUGACACACCCGGAAGUCCGCGCGGAUCUCCUGCAAUGGGGAACCUGGGUCACCAAAGCAUUGAGCCUCAAUGGCAUGCGGCUGGAUGCAGCCAAACACUUCUCCACGGAGUUCCAGAAAGCCUUCGUGCAACAUGUUCGCAAAACAGCCAAUCCGGACUUCUUCGCUAUAGGCGAGUACUGGACAGGCCAUUUACCAUCUUUAAUUGGCUACCUUGAGAAAGUCGACUACAACCUGACAGCAUACGAUGUCCCCUUGGUCGAGAGUUUUUCCCGGAUCUCACACGCGAAGGGGUCUGACCUUCGCGUUAUCCUGAAAAACACCUUGGUAAAUUGCCGGCCAGACCACGCAGUGACCAUUGUCUCGAACCACGAUACGCAAGCAGGACAGAUGCUCGAAGUAAGUUCUCCAGAUCCCCCACAAGAAAAAACCCAACUAAUCAAACCACAGACCCCGGUCGCCCCAUCUUUCAAACUGCUAGCAUACGCCCUGAUCCUCCUCCGCAAAGGGGGCCACCCAUGUGUCUUCUACGGAGACCUGUAUGGAAUACGAGCUAAUGUGGAGAACCCAAUGACACCAAGUUGCGACGGACUCCUCCCCAUCCUGAUGCAGGCCCGCAAACUGUACGCGAACGGUGAACAGCAAGAUUACUUCGACCAACCAAACUGCAUAGGAUUCGUCCGUUACGGGAACGCCCGUCACCUCUCCGGAUUGGCUUGCGUUAUCAGUAAUUCUGGUUCGGCUGUGCAACGGAUGUAUGUUGGUCGACGCCACGCUUACGAGGAGUGGAUCGAUCUCUUGCAUCCUGAUAUGAAGGCUGUCGUUAUUGACAAAAAGGGAUACGGAGGGUUCGCAGUGAAAGCGAUGAGUGCUAGCGUGUGGGUUGAAUCUGCAGCUGUGAACCGGGAGACGAUUAUCCGGGAUUUCGAUGUCAACAUUUACAAAACUUAA